This is a messenger RNA of Podarcis lilfordi (Lilford's wall lizard), 30024 nucleotides long. Lineage: Eukaryota; Metazoa; Chordata; Lepidosauria; Squamata; Lacertidae. The record is from the annotation of a GenBank genome assembly.
CACCCCCCCCGGAAGCGAAAGGGUCCGCUUUUGCUCUGGACUGGGGCUGUCGCUGUGCGUUGUUUACAGCCGACCUGCUGUCGCCGAAGGGCUCCCGGGAGAAGCGAAGCCUCAGGCACCGAAGCACCAUGGGCAGGAAGGUGACUGUGGCCACCUGCGCCUUGAAUCAAUGGGCGCUGGAUUUUGAUGGCAAUCUGGAAAGGAUAUUGAGAAGUAAGGCAAAGCAAAGAACGCUGGUGUUUCUUGGGUGGGGGGGGGGGGGGCGCGUGUGUGCAUACAUAUGCAUGCAGUGAUUCUUCAACUUCAUUGGACUGGUCAUGUGCGGAUGCCUGAUUAUCGUCUUCCAAAGCAACUCUAUUCCAGACUUAAAAAUGGAAAGCGUAAUGCUGGUGGUCAACAAAAGAGGUUCAAAGACUGUCUCAAGGCAAAUUGUAAACAAUGUAGUAUAAACACCAACAAUUGGGAAACACUAGCCUGCGAGCGCUCCAAUUGGAGAACAGCCUUUACCAAAGAUGUAACUCUGCAAUGAAUACCUAACUCUAUGAAAGGCCGGCACUUCUCUUUACUCUGUGGUUGUGGUGGAGUUAGCUUGCCCUGUGCCCCACAGCAGCACAACAAUAAAUUAUGCAAGUGGUAAUAAAUUAUAAUAAAUGAUGCAAUGAGAUGUUUCAGACACAGGUGCUCUUGUUCAGGGUGCCAUGCAGAUUUUCCCCUUCCAGGAUUCUGUUUCUUUUCUCUUUUUUCAAUUAUAUUUUAUUAAGUUUCAACAUUUUUAGUACAGUAUAUACAAUCCAAACACAUUUUCAUCUUUUCUCCCACCCCGUUUUCCAUGGAGUUGUUGUUUCUCCCCUUCUUCUGCACCCUAUCUUCUAUCUGUUAAAUCAUAAUCACAAUAUUAUAAUGAAUUACUUCCGUUGUUCAUAACUCAAAUCCUGCUCAAGACUUACCAGGCUUCUUUGUUGCACCUCUUACAGUGGCUCUGUAAGGCAUGAAGCUGGUAUGAGUCUUCAAUGAUGAUCUGUGAUGAGAACUGUGAUUCAGUUUCCUAUCUCUUUAAAUGUCACUAGGAUACCUAGUGAUGACUCUUCAUCAUGUUGUCUAAUUGGGCCCUGCAUAUUUGAUUUGCUCAGCUGGGUGUUUUUUUUUAAAUUGAAACACUGCUGUUUUUUGUUUGCAAACUCCAGUUAUGGCAGAAUUGGUUAAUGUUUGUUCUCCUACAAGGUGACUGACAUCAGGUGGACCACAGAGGCAGGACUACUGUGAUCUCCAGCUGGCUAGCCCAGCACAGACUGGUUCAAGUGGCAGUUCUAAGCAGUUCUAUUUUUCCAGAAAAAGAGAUGCUGGAACUCACCAUGGACACCUCCCUUGUUCUCUUAUAACAGCAAUGGCACCCACCUGAGAGGUGCUGGAACUGAGUUCCAGCGAGUUCCGGCUGAAAAAAGCCCUGGUUCCAAGGAUAAUGUUGCUGGAAAGCAACAGCAGGAAAAGGCUGUUGUGGUCAAGUUCUGUUUGUAGGCUUCUUGCAGGCAUUUGGUUGGUGACUGGGGAACAGGAUGCUGGACUAGCUAAUCCUUCGGUCUGAUCCAGAAGGACAUUUCUUAUAAUUUGUAAAGCUUGUAUGUUCCGUGUAAGCUAUAAGAGAGCUCAGUGCAUAGUUAUUGCUCUGUGAUGGCCAUUUCAUGCACCUGUGUUCUCCACUGAUUGCAGUUAAAACAGUUCUGUGAAUCUGAGUUGUACAUAGGGCAGUAAGUACCCCAUUGGAAAAAGAAAAUAUUCUGUACCAAGAAAAACUGAUGCUGAUGACAAUUUGCAUGUAGCACGUCCUCUCAGUUAUUGAAUGCCUUGAUAGUCUCUGGCUUUUGAGAUUUCAAAAUGGAGCGCUCACGUGUUUUCAAGCGCUUUUUGUAGAACCAUAAGAGCUGGGAAUUUGCUUUAAAAACCCGAGAUUCUGAGGAAGCUGUUUUGAGGCAUCACAUGCUGCCAUUUUUUGUGCUCUACUGAGUCGUAUCAUUCAUGUCGCUAUACUUGAAGAUGUAGGAUUCUUCCCUUCCAUGAGAUUGCCAAAGAUUAAUAAUUAUAAUUUGAUAUUCUAGGUAUUGAAAUUGCUAAACAGAAGGGAGCAAAAUACCGGCUUGGGCCAGAACUUGAAAUUUGGUGAGAAUUGCUUAACCAUUUCAUAUUUUUUAUUACCCUCCAUGCUGAAAAGACAUGUAGUCCUUUUGCAGUUAAAAAGAGAAAUAUGAUUUUCCUAAUCCUCCAUAACCUUGGGGAGUAAGGAUAUCAAGUAUGUUAGAAAUAUGUCAAAGUAAAUGUAACUGAAAUGUUUCUGUACAUAUCUAUAGCUAUUGUAAUCAUACUUAAGUAAAAUAUUAUUUUACAUUGUUUCUGAAAAUUGUUCAGAUACAAUGCUGUGCAAACUUAGCAGGGGUGGCAUCCAGAGCAGUCGACUGGUCACCAGAAUCACAUUCCACCCUCUUGUUCCUGUCUUUAUAUGGGAGAAGGGAAAGCCAGUUUUCAUCUGCUCACCUCUUCAGACAGGUGAUCAGCACUUUUAAAGGUGACAGUGUUAACACUCACUGCUAUGCUUACUCGUUUUUGAGUUGGGCUAUGCAAUGUUUGAAACAUUUAACCUUAAGAGAUUAAUUGUCCUCAACACUUCUAUUCUACCUUCUGAAAUAAUGUGCAAUCUUCUUUCUGUCCAUUUGUGGAGCAAAGGGGGGGGGGGUUGUAGUUGGAGGGGAAAGAGAGCCAUCUCAUUCAUGCCAAUAGCAUAACCAGUAGCAAAUUUGAUUGUGGACAGCAGAAGGAUGGGAUAGAGAUUUUAAUACAAAAAGGAAAUAAUUCUGUAUCCUACAUACAGUGGUACCUCGGGUUACAUACGCUUCAGGUUACAGACUCCACUAACCUAGAAAUAGUGCUUCAGGUUAAGAACUUUGCUUCAGGAUGAGAACAGAAAUCAUGCUUCGGCGGCGCAGCAGCAGCAGGAGGCCCCAUUAGCUAAAGUGGUGCUUCAGGUUAAGAACAGUUUCAGGUUAAGAAUGGACCUCCGGAACGAAUUAAGUACUUAACCCAAGGUACCACUGUACUUAUUUCUUUAAUGUCAAUUACCACUGGAGUAAUAUAAAUAUAAUAAUAUAAUAUAAAAUAUAAAUUUAUAUUUAUAUAAAAUUUAUAUUUAUAUAAAAAUAUAAUAUAAUAAUAUACUCUUGGUUCAAGUGGUUGCUUCACAUUAAUUGGUACAAUUAAUGUACAAUUGCCUAUAAUGAAGUGGUUCUGCUUUAGGUAAUUUCUCUUGCGAAAGCUCAUAAUUUCCUUCUUGGUAUGAAAAUAAUGUGUUUGUCGAUAUGAUUCUUGUUUUCAUGCAGUGGAUAUGGCUGCUCUGAUCAUUACUAUGAGUCUGAUACACUUCUACAUUCAUUUCAAGUUCUGGCCAAACUUUUGGAAUCUCCUGUUACACAAGACAUAAUCUGUGAUGUUGGAAUGUAAGUUACCUUGUAAUUAAAUGUGCGUACAUUAGCUUGAGAUCCAUGGUUUGUUUAUUUAUUGGCUUUAUACCCCAUCCUUCCUCCGGAAGGAGCCCAGGGUAGCAAACACAUCCACAUUUUGUUUUUUGAAAAGGAUUCUAAAACAGGAGAAACAUUCUAACAACAGUUUCAGUUAAAAAUACCUAAAAACAGUUACAAUAUGCUAGUACUAACCCUUUGAAUUGGGCCUGGUAGCUCACUGGCAGCCAGUGGAGUGCUUUCAGGAUCGGUGACAGAUGUUCCCAUUGGGCUGCCUCAAUUACCAAACUAGCAGCCACAUUUUGUACUAGUUGCAGCCUCUGCACCAUCUUCAAAUGCAGCUCCACAUAGAAUGCAUUACAGUAGUCCAAGCAGAACACUAGAGCGUGGACAACUGAGGUCAGGCUGCCCUGGUCCAGGAAUGACUGUAGCUAGUGACCCAGCCAAAGCUGAGCAUAUGCUCUGCUCGUCACAAAUAUGUACUCUAUGUGUAGCAUUCCUAGCCACAUGCAUGUCCUGUUUUGCUAUGCAGCACAACCUCUCAAUUAUUUUCUGUGACCUCAUUUCCUCCAUGCUAUUCUGUGAACAGAAAAAGAAGUACGUAAUAAUGUAUUUGGAGCAGAACUUCUUCAUAACUGGUCUGGAGUUAGGGGUGAGCAGUGCAGUGACCAGGUUUGCUGAUAAUACCAGAUUCUUUAGGGUGCUGGAAUACAAAGGGGUUGCGUGGAGCUGUACAGUACAAAGAUCUCUCCAAACUCUGUGAAUGGGUGUUAAAAUGUCAAAUAUGGUUCAUUGUAAGCAAAGGAUGCACGUGGGGGCUAAAGAAUAACAACCCUCAAUUGUUCUGACUUCACACAUGCCCUAACGGGUUGGUAACAUUGCAGAAGCAAAAAUAUUGGGGUUGUGGUAGAUAGCUCAGUGAAAAUGUUGACCUGGUUUGCUGCCCCUGUGGGGGGAAAAACAAACAAAUUUUGUGGUAGACAUCAGUAGCAAAGGGAUUGGGACUGAAACUAGCAACUUGAUUAUGCUUUUAUAUGAAAGUAUGAUAUUGUGGCCAAUUUUAUCCCAGUGGGUGAUGAAAUCACUGCCUUGAAAGUGUGUGGGUCUUGUAGAGAAGGAAGCUCAGGACAAUUUUGACUUGUUAUUAACUCUUAACAACCUAGCAGUACAUGAUGCUAUUUUCAUUUCAUUCAUACUUUUGCAAGCACAUGGAGGGGGCAGCCCUUGCACGACUAGUCUUGAUUAAAAGGGGGGAGUCCUGGCAAUAUACUUCAUCUUCUUUAACCUGGUUCUGUUCUUCACUGGAUGCAGGCUUCUCAUAGCUCUUUAGACUUUUUUAUUUUUCAUGACCUUGUUUCCACAUUCCAUUCUCUUUUUGCAGCCAUUUCCUUCAAAGUACACACUGUUCUUAUCUCCUGGUCUUCCUGUUCUGGCUGGUUUUCUGACAACUCCAGCAGUUUUUGGUAGUACUAGACUUCUAACCCCUUUAACAAGGCUAAAGGGAAAAAAAUACAUGUUCACCCAUCUGUGUCGUAUUUCAUUCCAUUAUUUCAUAAGUUUGUUUCAUAACAAUAUGACCCUCAUUUGAAGUACUGCGUUGUAUUCAAUGUAGUGCUGAGGGUAUGGUUCUGUCAAUGCAAGGAUUUUCCUUCCGUGGCUGAACCUUCCCCUCUCCUCUUCCCCUCAUCCUCUAAAUCUGUUCCAGGGGUUCCCCCAACCCUUCAGAGUUGAUUUAGGGAGGGGGAGGGGGAAUCAGGGGGAAUUCCCACCAUGUUGGUAGGAAUCCUUGUACUGGCUUCCCCUAGUGCAGUUAGUUAAAUAUGACCCAUUGUGUACACUUCUGGUCAUUACACUUCAGCAGAGAUGUUGUAGAGCUGGAAACAGUACAGAACAGGAUAGCCAAAAUGAUGAAGGGGCUGGAGCAACUCCCCUAUGAGGAAAGGUGAAGCCAUUUGGGGUUUUUUAAAAGUUUUGUUGUUGUUGUUGUUUUAAAAAAGUUAAAAUGAUUAACAGAGAUUCCUCUUCUCCAGUACUGAGCACAUUUGUACAAGCUCAGUCAUAUAUAAAUGAAGUGGGAUCUGCAGAAAGCUAGAAUCUAGUUUUGCCUGGCCCAGAUGAUGGACAUGCAAUGGGGAUGCCUGCAGUACUGAAUUGGCUGUUUCUGGCAAGGUGGGGUUAUAAUAGGAAGAGUGACAACAGUGAGAAAUAUUUCUGGUGUGUGCUAGAACAGACGUUUUGAGUGCAUCAGAGUCUAGGUGUGUGAAAGAUACUCAAAAUUCCAUUAUUUUGUUCAGGUCCUCUCAUAUACAUAUAUAUGUGAAUGUCAUCUUUAGUAAGGAAUCUCUUGAUUACACUGAUUUUUAUUAUUUCUGCAGGCCUGUUAUGCACCGAAAUGUUCGCUACAAUUGCAGAGUGAUCUUCUUAAACAAGUACGUGACUGCUUUCCAAUCAAAGUACUCUCUUUUUCAGAAUGUGCCUCUCUGGGAUACUCUGUGUGCUUGUGUUUAUGUGUAGAUUUAAUCCCCAUUUUUAAAGUGGAAAAACUAAUGCUUAGGCCUAAGUAUAUGCUUGAUUGUUCUCUGUUGAAAUAAGCAGAUUUCAAAAUCCUUAACUUUGGCUGGGUUGCAAUAAAAAAACAUUUCUCAAGGGCCUUGUUUUCAUUUUGUUGCACUACAUGUCUUCAUGGUAGCUUUAUUUGUUUUAUUCAAGGAAAAUACUUCUGAUACGACCAAAGAUGGCGCUGGCAAAUACAGGAAACUACCGGGAGAUGCGAUGGUUCACUCCUUGGAGUAGAUCGCGGCAAGUUCUUAUACUUCAUUGUGAUAGCUAUUCUAGAGAAUUGGGUUGCUCCUUGAUGUAUAUCAUGCUAAACCUCUGUUAGAAGAUCUUUCAGGAGGCUUUGUUGUGUGGCUUGUCUUAAACUUUUUUUAAAAAUCAUUGCCAGAAUUGCACCCAUGCUGACAUUGCAUCCUGGUAUAAUACUUUGUCAUGAGCCCUGUGUGGCAUGCUAAUCAUGCAUGGCAGCCCUCCAAGGCUGUGUUUGUCCUUUGCAUGAGACUGCAAAGCCAGGAGGGUUGUCCUCUCAGGCUGUAAAGCUGCCCUUGGGGCUCCCCCUGAAACUGACGCAGAAACUCCAGCGGGUGCAGAAUGCUGCAGCGAGAUUCCUUAUGGGGUCCCUGCCACGGGAUCACAUUCAUCCAGUGCUAUACCAGCUGCACUGGCUCCCGGUGGAGUACAGGAUCAGGUUUAAGGUGCUGGUUUUAACCUUUAAAGCCCUAUACGGCCUAGGGCCCUCAUACCUAUGGGACUGCCUCUUCUGGUAUGCCCCACGGAGGACCUUAUGGUCUGCUAACAACAACACCUUGAAGAUUCCGGGCCCCAGGGAAAUUAGACUGGCCUCGACUAGAGCCAGGGCCUUUUUGGCCGUGGCCCCGGCCUGGUGGAACGCUCUCCCACAAGAGACCAGGGCCCUGCAGGAUUUGACAUCUUUCCGCAGGGCCUGCAAGACGGAGCUGUUCCACCAGGCCUUUGGGCAGGAUGCAGUUUGACUUACUUUCCUUUGUAUAAAACAAGCCCGAAGGAGGCCCCUAACCCAUUCACAGGUCCUUGUAUGAUCAGUGGAAACAGUUGGUCCUGGCAAGUAUUAAUCACUCUCAGUUCUACCCUGAUAAUUGCCACCUGCCCAGAUUUUAACUUGUCUGAAUUCAUUUUAAGAUGGAUUUUAAUUAAUUGUUUUUAUGCUUAUUGUGUUGUUUUUAUGAUGUUAGCCGCUCUGAGCUCAGCCUCGGCCGGGGAGGGCGGGAUACAAAUAAAAAUUUAUUAUUAUUAAAGUUGCAUUUGACAUUUAAAAUUAUUAUUAUUUGCUGAAUUUGCAUACCACCCUAUACCCAUAGAUCUCAGGCUUGGUAGGUUGCAAGUUGUGCAGGCCUCAUUUAUGAAAAGCUUCUGCUUUAACUUGAUUUUUUUUUUUUGUCGCAGAGUUUUAGCUGAAGAGGUUUGGCAGUGUGUUAAAAUUUAGUAUAUUGAAAAGUGUGUUUAAGUGCUUAUUUGUCGCAUAAUUUCCCCCCAUACCCCUCUUUUAGGCACGUGGAAGAGUAUUUUCCUCCCAGGAUGAUACAAGAGAUAACAGUUCAGGUACAAUGCUUUGAUACAUAUGGGGGAUAGCAGUAUAAUAAUAAUAAAAUCCGCCACCUUUGACUGUCGACCAUGGCUGGAUCUAGUCACGUCAAAGAAGCGAUUCAAUUAAACACAUUGUAAACUUCAUACAGGGAAGUUCUGUUGGCGAAAAAUGGGACUCCACAGCGCCAUCUGGUGUUAUAAUGCUUAUAAAGCGCUUUAUCUUUACAAAUGUUGCCGAGUCCCAAGGUUUAGAUACUAGCGGUUUGAUGUUACAGGUGCUAACUGGUGAUUUUUGUUCUCCUUUCCAUGUUCUCAUAUUUGGAAUAUAAAUAAAUUCAAAAACUAAAGUUGAUUGAAAACUCAUGUAUUAUUACUGUUAAUGGGACAUGCAUAGCCUUGCACUUCGAAUUUUCCUGAUUAAAUGUUACCUCAGUAUUUAUACACUGUAUUCUCUUGCCAAAAAGGCAGUUUCUGCAGUGUACAAAUUUAAAAUGAAAUCUCAUGUAAAACAAGCCAUAGGAUGUUUUGGAGACCAUGGGCACAUUUGCAAAUCAGGUGAAUUGUUGUGGGUGCCACACCAUAUCCUAUUCUUCUGGCUAGAUUCUGCAGGAAGAGGGGACCCUGAGGCUAACAGCGAAGGCCUCUGUGGUUGUCAUGUUGGCAACUCUCAUUUAAUUCCAUUAGCCUUAAUACAAUGGUUAUGUUAGCAUAGCCCUUAACCAUAGCUGUUGCUCAUCCGGAUUCACUUUCAAACCAGGGUUUGAAGCAAGUUUAAAUUAUCUGAUUUAAACUAAAACCUUGCUUAAUAUUAAAAGUUAACACUGGACUAAUUGGAGAGAAGGGCAGGAGACCCUGUGAGGAGGAAUUGUGAAACCCCAUAGUCCACUUGUGAUACCUUUUUCCUUGGUUAAGGGAUCAGAAACAUGCCUUUCAGAAGUGCAGUAUCCAGAGCUUAAUUUCCUGACAUGUUUUGUAGCUGAGAGCUACUGUGCCCAAUAUUACAUCUUGUGACUUGGAUUAUAAUUGGCCAUCCCUGUGUUAUGGUACAGUAUGUUCCAACUAAAAAAAUAUAAAUGAUGUAAACACUAGUUUCAUAACCUUUUUGAGAGGUGUUUUUAUUAGGGUAUUGUGAGUCAAAUUGCAUACAAUAAAUGCCUUUAUCACAGCUUUAGACGGAUCAUUUUGUAUGUUGGUCAAUCACUGGGGCGUGGAUUAUUUUUUCCUAUUCCAAUGGCCCAUCCUCACCCCUUGCUUGUCUUAGGAAAGUGUCCCAUUUGGUGAUGCAGUUCUGGCAACUUUAGAUACCUGCAUAGGAAGUGAAAUCUGUGAAGAACUGUGGACACCAGUCAGGUAAGAGAGGUGAAUUAAGGUUUGGAGAGGAUUCCCAAAACUGCUAAAAUAAAUAAAAUCCAAAUCAAUUUUGCAGUUAACAUUGAAGACCCCUUCUCCCUCUCUCUCUCUCUCUCUCCCCCUCUGUGGAACAUUCUAGAGAACAAGUCAGGUUAAUCAGUAAGAUGGCAAUAUGGAGAAUUUUCAUUGUAGAUAUUUCUGUAUCCACAAAUGUCCUUAAAUUGUUUAUUGCUUGUUUUAAACACUGAAUACAGUGGUACCUCGGUUUUCAAACUUAAUCCGUUCCACAAGUCCGUUCUUAAACCGAAACCGUUCUUAAACCAAGGCGCGCUUUCCCUAAUGAGGCCUCCCGCCGCCGGUGCCCUUCCACCGUUCGGAGUCCAUUCUUAGACUGAGGUAAAGUUCGCAAACUGGGACACUACCUCUGGUUUUGCGGAGUUCAUAAACCGAAUAGUUCGUAAACAGGGCUGUUAUUAAACCGAUGUACCACUGUAUUUAGUAAUUGUGCGUGGAGGUGGGGGCGGUUGAGCUUUUCUAAUUUGAGGAAAUAAAUGUUCAUAUCCAAAGUCACUGAUCAUAAAUACCAAACUUAAACCAUAAUAAUAGAAAGAAUGAUGGUAGUAACGAUAACUCUGUAUGCAUAAAAAGAAAUCUGAUAACAAGCGUCAGUAAAUCAUUAAAUCAGAUGGUAUCUAUGAUUCCUGUAGCUUGAGGUGCUCAUAGACUAUGCCCAUGUUAUUACCAGAGCUUCAGUUUACAUUUCAUAUUUGCACAGUAGUUUUUCUUAAUUACUUUAUAAUGUAAGUAUGGGCUUGGCAUUCGUAAAUUGACUUUUCUAAAGUCAAUAUAUGGAGCUCAGUCAUCCAUGAACAUUCGAUUCAGUGUAAAGCAGGCAUAGGCAAACUCCUGCCCUCCAGAUGUUUGGGACUACAAUUCCCAUCAUCCCUGACCACUGGUCCUGUUAGCUAGGGAUGAUGGGAAUUGUAGUCCCAAACAUCUGGAGGGCCAGAGUUUGCCUAAACCUGGUGUAAAGCUGCAAGGCAUGUGGGACGUUGCACACUGGCUGCAGCGCUCUAGAUUGGUGGCACUAUCUCAUACAUUGGACUUGACGAGAGGCACUCUUACCAAAGAGUGGGCAACACUCACAUAGAUGACGAUUUCCAAAUGAAGACUUCAUCCGUCUUGCUGCGUACUCUACUCAUGCAGUAAUGGUGUAAGUGGCAUUUUCUGUAUGGGUAUAUUAGUUGUAUCCGAACAUCUGUUCCCUAGAAGAGCUCUUUGGUGGCAGUGAAACUGCAUUUUCCAUGCAGUCAAACAGCAAGCUGUUGCUGUGCUAAAUUUUGAUCCAGUAGCACAAUGCAAAUUUUGGAUCGCAGACAGCUGCAAGCUUUUCACUUAAUUUGCGGUUCCUCAAUUUCAUAGUCCUCACAUUGAAAUGGGAAUUGAUGGAGUGGAGAUCUUCACAAAUUCUUCAGCGAGUCACCAUGUAUUGCGAAAAGCUAAUACCCGAGUGGAAUUGGUAAAUUUUGCAACAGCAAAGGUAGGUCAAAUAACCCCCACAUUUUAACCUGAUUUUUCAUUAAAUGGUGUGUGUGACAGUGAUAUCUAAUCAAUAUAAUUCAAGAUGGCAAAUGUAGUGUUGCCCAAAAGUCUCUGUUCCCAGAGUCAGACUUCCUUGGGGCCAGCAAGGCUGCUUCAUUAUCUAUCUUCAGAUCAUAAUCUGUAAAGCGUAGUCAUGUUGAAUUAUCCUUUAUAACCUAGGACUUGAUUUUAGUGCUUGUGAAAAGAAAGAAAUCCCUGGCGAUGGUAGUUACCUUUAAGCCAGCAAUGGCAAAACUUGGCCCUCCAGCUGUUUUGGGGCUACAACGCCCAUCACCCUUAGGACCAGUGGUCAGGGAUGAUGGGAAUUGUAGUCCCAAAACAGCUGGAGGGCCAAGUUUGGCCAUCACUGCUUUAAGCAGAUGAUCAGUUUUUGGAACCCUGACAAGAAAACACAGGAUAAAUUUCCACAAAAAACUGAUUACUUAAUAUCUUCCUUCAGUAUGGAUUCUCUUGUAAACUGAGAUACUCUGCAGUGGCCAGAAGUUAUUUUUCUGAUAGCAGCAAUUUGGCAAAGUUUCCCUCUUGAUCAUGGAAAUGAGCUAUAGUUCUUUGAAAAGUAUCUGUAUUUGAUGUCUGGCUCCCACAACCUCCCUGACUUCUUUACAUAAUUCUGUAACCAGGAGCAGAUUGUGUGGGGAGAAGUAAGUGGCUGAGUUGUGUGGGUGAAAGCAAAAUACUAGGCCUUUUUGCUUUUAUAUUUGCGGAGCUGGUAUUGUGAAAGAAUUUCCCACUGCUUGUUACCUUGCUGUGGCACGGGUGGCCCCAGUUGUUUGUAAGGACUUGUUGAGAACGGCCUUGCCUUUACGCUGAUGCUCCUAUUAAACAUAUUGGAGCUAGACUACUAGACAAGGCAGGACUACCCUUAAAGACAGUCUGAAGAUGCUAGUGUAGAAUGCAGCCACCAGAGUACUGACAGGCACUUCUGUGCAAUUUCAUAGAACAUCUACUUUGUGCAAUAUGCGCUAGCUGCCUCUUUGUUACCAGGCCCAGUUCGGGGUGUUGACUGUUAAUGCAUAGAGCUCUGAAUGACUCCAGGCCUAGGUAUUUGACAGAGCACUUCUCCCCAUAUCAGCCAGCCCAAGCUCCGAGAUAUGGGACAGGGACUCCUGCUUGUGGUCUCAUCAGUACAUUUAGCUUGCUGUGCAGGGACCUUAGAGUAGGUCGUUCUUUGUAGUGGUGCGCCAGCUGCAGAGCUCCCUGCCCUGGAGGCAUAGGUGGCCACAACACUGAUAGAGAUUGCAAAACUUCUCUAGCUUCUGGAGUUGUGGUUAGAUUGUUUUGAGCAAGCCUUGAGUUUGUCUGGUAUUAUACCACUGAUAUGUGUGUGUGGGGGGGUAUGUUACAGAUCAGGCAUAGGCAAACUCCAGCCCUCCAGAUGUGUGGGACUACAAUUCCCAUCAUCCCUAGCUAACAGGACCAGUGGUCAGGGAUGAUGAGAAUAGUAGUCCCAAACAUCUGGAGGGCCGGAGUUUGCCUAUGCCUGUUGUUGAUGCUUUAAUGUUGAUGUUUUAAUUGUGUUCUGUGAAUUUUUAAUAAUAUGGCUUUGUUUGCUGUUAUGGAAAUUACUUUGAGGGCACUUGUUGAUGAAGCAUUCUGUUGACGGACAAAAGUGUGGCUUCCCAUAAAUUGCUCACAGCAGCUCUCUAAAAGUAGAAUGAAUAGCAUUUUUUUGCUAUGUUAUUUAAAAGGUUAAUAUUAUUGUGGCAGUUAGUGACAUAUGGGCUGAAUUGUCUUUUUAAUAAUAUAUGUGUGCAUGCUUUUUUAGAAUGGUGGGAUAUAUGUCAUGGCUAACCAGAAAGGCUGUGAUGGCGAUCGUCUGUAUUAUGAUGGCUGUGCUAUGAUCUCUAUGAAUGGAGACACUGUUGCUCAAGGACUUCAGUUUUCUCUGGAUGAUGUGGUAAUGCAUUCAUUUAUUCAUUAAAUUGUAAUGUACUAAUGUAUCAUAAAAAUAUCUCACAGUGGUUUACAUCAGUAUAAAACAAAACAAAACAAUAAAAUAAUAAAGAAACAAGUUAAUAACAAACAUCAGUUGUGGAAGAUGUAUUGUACUCUUAAUUGCCUGCAUAGGCCUGGUGGACUACAAAAGUUUUCAGUAGGUGUUUAAAUGCUGGCACAGAAGGUGCCCACUUCUCGGAAUUGUGCUUGAGAGUGCUGCAAAAUACUCUUAAAAGCACACACCUGUGUGUUAGUGUGAGUGCAUAAUGGGAGCUUUAUUUACUACAUUCAAAGUAAAAGUAUGUUAGAAAUUCUUAUGCCUUUAAUAUAAAUGAGAAAACACAUCAAAAAUGGUUCUGUAAACUCAGUACCUUAUUACAGGUUGAUAUCACUGUCGUUUUUUAGGAAGUGUUGACUGCCACACUGGACUUGGAAGAUGUCAGAAGUUACAGGGCGGAAAUAUCCUCUCGAAACUUAGCAGUAAGAAUUCCUUAUAUGUGAUUCCCCUCCCCACAAGGUGCUUGUUAGGUUAGAAACUACAGCCAAUGUGAGCUAAAACUGAAGCAUCCAGACAGAUACUGUAUUCCAGAACAUAAGAAAACAGCCUGCUUUUUUACAGGUAAAAUGCCUCUCAUUUUCUGAACCUUCUCUUUUUCCGUUUUAAUUGAGCAGGGAAGCAGAGUGACUCCUUACCAUAGAAUAAAAGUAAAUUUUGCCCUGUCAUGUUUUGAUGACGUAUGUACACCUGUGAGCGAGCCAAUCCAGUGGAGGUAUCAUAGUCCUGAGGAAGAGAUCAGGUAGGCAAAAUUAGGAAGAAGCCUGUCUCCUUGUAUAACAUCUCCCUGUCUGAUGCAAACAGAGCAGAGUUGGACCGCACCACUCCACUUUUUCCCUCCAUGAUCAGUCCCAUAAGCUUUAGUUUGUACUCCUGGGCUCCCCAACCCCCUUUACUAGAUCAGCCAUGAGUCUUUAGAGCAGGGAAAGAAAUCAUUAAUUAUCCUUAUUGGAGAUUUAAAAAUGAGAUGUUGAACUUCUGAACAAAGUGUUCUACAAAGUGUGCUCAUUUUCAAGGCUGAUAUUUCUGCAAGCUUCCCUCCAAGGUUGAUAGCUAAGUAAACAGAUUUGGAGCAGUUUGGAACUCAAUAGCAAGCAACAUUUCCAUUCUCCAUAACUGAACACUGUUGAGCCUCAGCCUUCUGCUAAGUGGACAUUGAUUCUCUGUGGUGAAAUGUGAUGAAGAAUGACAGAAUCCUUCUUACAGACUUUUUCCCAACCUUCAUUUUUGUACAGUCUACCUUCUAAUUCCAUUUUUCUAUUACUAUUUUUAAUGCCUUAAGUAUUCUUAUGGAAAGUGAAAAUUAUGUACUACAAUAUAGCCUUCCUCACCCUUUCCCAUUGUGUUCAAAAGUUCUAAAACUUAAAAUGAACAGGCCCAUCAAUACUAGACACAUUUAAAUGGAAUUUAUUUCAGAGGAAUUGACUUCCUGAAAUAAAAUACAGAUAGAAGCCCCAUGUGAAGCAUCCAUUGCUGGGACAUUUCAGACCCUUGCUACCAGGAGCUUCUGCUCAUUUGUGCUAAUUCUAAGCAAGCAUAUGUAGGACUGUGAUAUAAACCUAGUUCUGAAGAGCACAUGUCUGAUGUAACAGUGUAAGGUCGUUCUGUAGGAUAGAGUAAGGAUUUGGUUGAAUAAUUGGGAAUAUAGCGGGUAUACCUGAAGGAGCAUCUCCACCCCCAUCAUUAAACCCGAACACUGAAGUCCUCCUCUGAGGGUCUUCUGGCAGUUCCCUCACUGCGAGAAGUGAGGUUACAGGGAACCAGGCAGAGGGCCUUCUCGGUAGUGGCGCCCGCCCUGUGGAACACCCUCCCUUCAGAUGUUAAGGAAAUAAACAACUAUCUGACUUUAUCAGGAAAUGUUUAAUGUCUGAUGUUUUACAAUUUUUAAUAUAUGCUGUAAGCUGCCCAGAGUGGCUGGGAAAACCCACCUGGCUGGGUGGGGUAUUAUUAUUAUUAUUAUUAAUUAAUUAUCAUAUCAGACUAAGACUGGGAAGCCCAGGUUCAAAUCCCUACUCAACCAUGGAGGUCAGUGGGUGACCUUGGCCCAGCAUAAUCUACUCUGUGAGGACAAAAUUGUUUAUUUGUGUACACACAUGUGUGUGAGAGAACCAUGUAUGUUUCCCUGAGCUCCUUUGGUAGGAUACAAAUAAAAUAAAAAUAAAAUAAGCAUAUUGCAGGCCUCUUUUUCCAUGAUUUUAGCACUAGGGUAUGGAUAGGAUGCAAUCAUUGCUCAGUUCUGGAAAAGGAACAGUUCCCCCAGCCCAUCUCACUUACUGUUGGUAUAUCUGUUGAAAGAGCAAAGCUGUGGUUUAUAUCGAAAUGUGCCCUUCAUAACUGAUACGAAAUGCCUGGAUCCAUUUCAGUCUGAAUUCAUGUCCCUGUCACGACACUGAAACUGUCUUGGUCACCCAGGUUGAAGACAUUUGUUGAUGGAGUGUGACCGUGCUCAUUCUCCUACUCCUCUUCAUGGUUCUCGAUACCAUUGACCAGUUUAAGUAACUUGCUCUGUAACCCUGUGACACCUACCUGGAAAUAAGUCACAUUGAUUUCUGAGUAAAUAUGCACAGGAUUGUGCUGUCAGUUUUGUGUGCGUGCGUGCGUGCGUGUGCGUGCAAUGUAAAUAGAGACCAUGAAAUUCAAAAUAAAAUAUAGGUGCUGCCAAGGUGCAAUCCCAGGAGAAGCUCCAAUGAUUUUGUGAGAAUAUGCCUUCUUUCCUCAGUCAUCUUGAAACAGGUGCUCUUUUGCUUUCAGCCUUGGCCCUGCAUGUUGGCUUUGGGACUAUUUGCGGCGCAGUAAACAGGUAAAGACGACUUCUCCCUCAUUCAACUAAAUUAGCCAUCCCCAGUCUUAUGUCCUUCAAAAAAAUUGGACUACAACUCAAAAUAUCUCAGGGGCACCAGGUUGGAGAAGGCUGAUUUUUUUAUUUUAAAAAAGGGUAAUGGAAAGUCUGCAUGGAUUUUGAGAUGAAGAUACUUUUAAUUUAGAAUUGCAGGUUGCCCAUUCUUGUUUCUUUCUGAAAUAGGUAGCAAAACUGGUAUUUAUGGAGUGUUUUUUACUGUUUAAAGAUGUUUUGACUUAAUUUGAUCUGCUUGAUUUCCCCCCAUUCAUAGUAUUCCACAGCCCCUAAUGUCUUAAAGUUAAGGAGACAGUUGGGGAAAAUCAGUAAAGAUAAGCUUGGUGAAUUGCCUUGGAAGCAGGACAUAGUUUUGCUUGCCAUGAAUAGGGAUUUGCUGUGCUGACACACUUCUUUUAUUUUUUUUAAUUAUAUUCAUAUGCAGGCAGCUUUAUUAUAUAAUUACUCUAUCUUAAAAAUCAGUGAAGUGCCCUUUGUCCAAAAAUGGAUUUCAGGGCAGUGCACACUUUUUAAAAAAGCACCCAAUUAUAAAAAAACAAACCAACAACAAAAUUUAAGAGGAAUAAAACCACCUAACCGGACAAAAAUAUAUUUUUUAAUGUCUGGGUAAGUAAAAAGGUUUUAAUCCGGUGCCGGAAAGAAUACAUUGUUGAUGCCAUGCAUAUCUGCCUCAGGAGGGCAUUACAUAGUUGUGUUGCCACCAUAGACAAAGCCAUCUCUCUUGCAUAUACAUGACGUACUUUUCCUAAAGAUGGAACACAGAGAAGGACCACCUUGGACUAUCAUAGUGCAUAGACAACUUGGUGUGGGAGGAGGUGCCUCUUCUGAUAGUUGGGGCCUGAGUUGGUAUGGGUUUUUAAAGGAAAGCACUAGCACCUUGAAUUGCCUGAUAAUGAAUAUGGAGUCUAUGGGUGGUAUUCAACUAAAUCAUUGUGCCAGUUUCCCACCCCUACGUCAGAACCACAUGUUCAGUACACUCCAUGUUCACUACAUUUCUGGUAAUAUGGCUGCUUCCAAGUAAAUCAGCCAGAAACAAAACAAAAGGCCUACAGUGCUAUUCUACCCACAUCUACUUAGAAGUAAGUUUUAUUAGGAUUAGGAUUGCAGCCUUACAGUAUAAGAGACGUGAUACAUAAGGGAAAAGGAAUGAGGAAGGCAUUCCGGUACCAACUGUUUCAUACCGUUCACAAACGUAUUGGAUAUUUUUGUUAUCUUCUGUGUACCUCACCUUGAGGUGGUUGCUUAGAAGGUGAAUGAUAAAUUGAUUAUGAUGAUGAUAGUCAUUAUGCAACAAUAUUAUUAUCCGGAAGGAUCACAGCAGAAAUAAAUUCUGAGAAGGGUAGAGUCAAAUGGGAGUUGUUCUCAGCCAAAUGACGGAAGGGGCCUUGUUUUGUCACCUCUCCCCUUGCACUUUCCAAAAGCAUAUGAGAAAAGGUAUGCAUUUUCAUUCUGGUCUGAGAAGGGAGACUUGGGACCACAGCUGGCCAGAAGUGAAUAAGAUUAGGGUGGAUAUAUAGUUUGUGCAGCGGUGGGCUGAAUAGUCAGAUACAUGGUUGCCAACAAUGUUCUGUUUUCUUUCUUUCCCCACUCUGUUGCAAUUCGUUAAGGGAGGAUUUCUUUUGCCACUUAGUGGUGGCGUGGACAGUUCUUCUGCAGCCUGCGUUGUGUACUCCAUGUGUCUUCAGGUUUGUCAUGCAGUACAGAAUGGAAGUAAGUGCACAUGAAUAGCUGUGAUGACCGGAGGUUAGCUAUAGAUCAGAGAUGUGAUCCUCUGGAUGUUGUUAGACUCCAGAAUUCAUGAGCCCUGGCCAGCAUAGCUAGUGAGGGAUGAUGGGAGUUGUAGUCCACCAACAUCUGGAGGGCCACAGCUUCCCCAUCCCUGCUGUAGAUGCUGGGGAUGCUUCUACAAAGAAUUUGUUUUCAAACUUUCCAGGAACUCUUUCCAGUUCCGAUCAGUUUGCUGAAUGUAUGAAGCUGACUUAGAUUGAGUCAGACCACUCGUCUGUCUAGGUCAGUAGUAUUGUCAACACUGAAAGACAGCCAAUCUUCAGGGUCUUGGGCAAAGAGAGGACUUUCUCAGAGGAUGCUAAGAAUCCUCUGCAUGAAAAUCAUGUGCUUUGCUAUUGAGCUGCAACCUUUCUGAGCAGCUGGCCCAGAACCUGUGCACGUUACAGAGGAUCAUGUGGCUUAUCUUAGGUCACACACACACAGCUCAUUUAGAGCAUAUGGCAAGCACUGAGAGUGUACUCUUAAUAUUCCCCUGAAGUUGUACGUUGCAGAGGAAGUUCAGUAGUCUGAGCAUGUUGUCUUUCAGAGAAGGUAUUCCCGCGUUAGUGGUCUUCUUACUGAGAUGCUCCUGAGGAUCUUUCAAGAAACCUCAGCGUUCUAAGCAAAACAGUUUUGAAAAUGUCUUUCAAAGUAUGUCUUGCACUUAGAGUCUAUGCUUUAGAUAAAGGUGGAAUCUGUUUUACAGAGCGGGAAUUAGAAUCCAAGACUCUGGAACAAGAGUGAGUCAAUAUCUUUAAUUUGGCCUAGCCCCUUUGUAGUGUUCAAAAUAAUGGAAACAAUUCUUUUUGAUCUUUUGAGUCACACAGUGUGUUAUGCUGUAAUCAGCACAGCUUAGAAUCAUACUCCCAAAUUGCUUAAGACUGCAAUCUUAAAACAUACUCAACUAAGGAAGUAGGUCUUGUUGAACACAGUGGGAUUUAUAUCAAACUAAACAUGCAUAGGAUUCUGUUGUUGGUGUGUUAGAACAGAAAGCAAAUUGAGCUCCUUUAUUGAACCAAGGCUGUUUACCUGAUUUCUCUCAGGUUUAAUUUCUUUAUUUUAUUUAUAGAUUUUCAGUUAUACGCUCUUAUCAUUUUACAUUCUUGUUCAAUAAUUCUUUUGGACUCCCUACCCAGCAUCCCAUGACAGUUCUUUGUACAUCUUAAUUAGCUGCAUAUACAGUAAUACCCCCACCUGAUUUUCAGCCUUGUCACCCUCAGGUUUAAUUUCAUAUCACUUACAUUGUUUGGAACAAAUGCAAUCACAUUUAAGAAGUUCUAUUCUGCUACCAAGGAGUGGUAAAGAGUCCAAACUUUUCCAAAAACGGGAGAAAUGCUUACUUCAAACAACUUUCUCCAAAGUAUGCCUUUUCAUCUUUAAAUUAAAUAUUUGCUCCUCAUUUUAAAGUAAGCUUACCAGCAUCAGUAAACUGUAUUCAGAAUACUUACCAACACAGAAAUAUGUUCCUUUAUGAAACGAUGCAACUGCUUUUAGUUCUGAUACACUCAGUUCAUCUCUCAUUUCCCGCCUCCCUCCUUUCUUACCGUUUUCAGAUCAGAGUGUGCUGGAUGAUGUGCGCAAAAUAGUAAAUGAUGAGGCCUACACACCAAAGGAGCCUCAGGAACUUUGUGGACGUGUCUUAACAACUUGCUACAUGGCUAGUGAAAACUCCUCUCAGGAAACAUGCAAUAGAGCCAAAUGUUUGGCUGAAGAGAUAGGCAGGUAUAUGAAUGAUAAAUGCUUGAUAAACUGUAGGUUGUGAUUAAAAACCUUGAUUCAGAUCUAGCAGUACCAUUAGACAUUCUAGCAGAUACGCAUCUGCAUUAGCUACUAGCCAUGUUGCGUAUGCAACAGUUGCUGGAAAUCACAGGAGGGAAGAGCCAACCCUUGUAUGGGUAUGGGAUUUUCUCCACGUGAAGAUAGUUGCCCCUACGUUAGCUGUCUCCCGGCAUUAGUCAAGAUGCAUUUGUUUCUUCAGACCUCCGCAAAUCAUUGAUGUAAAGUCAAAGAUGUUGCUAGAUUAUUUCUGGCUUUUACUUUCAUCUUCUGGCUUGUAUUUUUUAUGUAUUGUUGGUUUUUCAGUAUUUUAUUUUAUUUUGUCGGUGUAUUUUAGAAAUUCAAGUCACUUUGAGGUUGGUUACUGGACUGCUUCAAAUACUUAGUAAGUGUAAAUAGUAAGAACUGGGCGGGGGGGGGAGCACAUUAACUUUUGUAAAGGUCAGCAAGGCUAGAGAACUUGGUAGUUUAAUCAGAAAUCUAAAGUGUCUUCUGUGACAUUCAGUUCUAACUUGUCUAUCUUGAGUGAGUUAAACACCUGACAAACUUUGGCUUGGUUCCUGAGCUAAGUUAAUUUAAGGAAGUUCAUGAAAUGAAAGUUUAUUGUUGCCUUCUCCCCUACAGCUGUUGCCUGACCCCCUAAAGUCUCUCUGGAGGUUUGGGGGGGUUGUCUUGAAGAUUGUAGAAGGAGGGGAGGGUAUUGUUAUGGGAGAUGGGGAUGGAAAGUGUUCAUUCUGUGAACUUCAAUAAGCCAUCUUGGGACCAAGCCUAGUUUUGCACAGGAAUCUCUUCCCCCAGAAGCCUCUGGGGGGAACAUUGUUUGCCAGGCUUUUCGUGAUUCUUAGGGGCCUCUGCAGGUUAGAUGAGGAGACAGGAAACUUUCCUUCUAUGAACUUCCUUAGGUUAACUUAUAUUUGGUUCCAAGCCUUUAAUCCUUGUUAGACAGUAAAGUAUGUUAAAGCAAACUUAUGAAUUUUGUCUUGAUGAGGUAGAGAAUGCUUUUCUUUGGUGGUAAGUAUUUGUUUCUUCUCUCAGUUAUCAUAUAAACAUAAACAUAGAUGGAGCUGUGAAGGCUGUUUGGAGCAUUUUCAAUGCUGUAACAGGACGAUUGCCCCAAUAUAAAGUACAUGGAGGAAGUGCCACGGAAAAUAUGGCCCUACAAAAUGUGCAGGUAAUUUUAUCUAUAUUUAUUUUUUCCUACUGAUUUACUGGGGACUUGGUGAUUCUUCUGACUAUAGUAGACUUAGCUGCUGAAGUCAGAUUUCUCUCGCUUUAGACUGACACCAUAGAAUUUCUCUUUCUUGCAGUUUUAGUUCUCUUUCUUCGCUAGCAACAUCUAUUGCCUACUGUCCUUAGUAAGAGGAGUUGGCCCUUUUGCUUACAAUACAGAGUAAUUUACUAAACAUUCCAAUAACUUACAUUGCUCCCACUUAACUUUGUUAUGUCAGGAACCUCAGGCCUGGGAGCUGAAUAUGGCCUUUCAGGCCUCUCUGCCUUGAGACUCUCCCCAGGCCACACAUCCUCCUUAGGCAUGUCCUUGUGAGUUUUUGCCUGCCUGGAAUGUGUCCCUGAACUCUGAUAGUGCCUCUUGCUUGCUUGGAUAGAGGAUAGAAAGGGGUGCAUGAAUUUCUGCGUAAGCACCAGCCUACUGAUAUUCAUUGCUCCACCCACUUUGGCCUCUGCCCACCACAGGCAUGUGACCCCCAGAAGGUUCCCCAGAAGGAAAUGUGCCCACAGGCUUUAUGUAAUUCAUACUGUUCUUAAUAUCCUCUUGCUGAGACUGAUCGACCUGCCACAACCUGCCACUUGAGAAUUCCUUCUUCCUUAAAACCUGGUUUUCUAUAUUUGACUUCUAGGCCAGGAUAAGAAUGGUACUUGCCUACCUGUUUGCGCAGCUGUGCCUAUGGAGUCGCGGAAUGCCAGGUGGACUGCUAGUACUUGGAACAUCUAAUGUGGAUGAAAGGUAUGCAUCUUAGGGGUUAGGAAUGAAGCUCUCUAAAUAACUUCAGUAGAUAUCUAAAAUGCUGAUAGAGACAAAAAUAUCAUUGAUGGGUUUGGGUUUUGUUACAAAACAGAGUGCUAAUCUAAAAAACACACACAAAAAACUUGUCAAGUUUUCUUCUGUAUUCCAGUUUGGUGCCUUAGCAAUCAUUUAGUUUACCUGCUCAGCAUUUUGGUUUUCUACAAUCAGCUUGUGGGUUUUGUUUCUGCUUUCUCAUUAUCUUUUGUUCCACUUUCGUUAACAUCGGUUAAACAGUUACUGAAAACAUAUACAUAACCAUUUAAUUGGAUAUAGGAAGUGGAUUGAGAAGGUUGUGUGUGUAGUACACACCUUUUACUUUCUCAAUAUGUUUGCUUAAUAUGUCUGAUUAAAAAUGGAUGGCAAACUGUACUGAACAAGUAGAGUCCAGUAAUUCAGUUAUGUAAUAUCUGUCAACUAUUACUCACCAUGACGGCACAAGAUCCAGCUGUUCAGGGCUGACCGAAAGUGGGAAGUGGGUCAUUCCAGGAAUACUAAGGUUUCUCAUGUUUUGUCUGAAGCAACUAAUAGCAGAUUCUCCUUCAGUGGAAAUUUCAAAGAAAGGAGUUGUUCAGACAGUCAUGGUUGUGAAUUUCAGUGACUCUACUCUGGAUAAACAUUAGUUGAACACAACCACUAAAAUGUUUAUACUUUUGCAUGACAAUGUGUAAGAAUCUGGACCUUUUUCUCUCAUUUCCUUUCUGGAUUAAAUGCAGAGUAAAAAUACUUGUGUUCUGUCUGUCAGCCUUCGUGGAUAUUUCACAAAGUAUGACUGUUCCAGUGCCGAUAUCAACCCUAUUGGUGGAAUUAGGAAGACAGACUUGAUCAGCUUUAUCCAGUAUUGCAUCGAUAAUUUUCACCUAACGUCGCUCAGAAGGUAAGACGUGCAGUGAUGAAGCUUAGGCUUUCCUUUAAACUGGACUACACUCUUGACACCACAAACUCUUCUAUGAUAGUUGCAUGUUAGUAUGAUUGAAGUCUGACCCCAAUUAGGACUUUUGACUAAAUUUCAAUCCGUUUUUGAAUGCCAGCAAGAAACAGUAUUGCUUACCCUAAAGAACAAUUGUAUUUGACAGCUUACUUGACCAAUGGGAAAUAGUUUCCUGAGGCCAACUGUAUUCCAUCAUCUUGACAUUGAUCGACAAUUUAUGUAUGCUUGCCAUUCAGUAGAAACAAAACCACAAAGGAGAUAAUAGUGGGAGCUGCAUGUGACAGACACCUACACUUAAAAUAGGUGCUGGGUAAUAUGUUUUAUUGGAAAAAGCCUUCUGUGUAUUCCCACAGCAGACAUUUUCAUGUAACUCAGAGGACCUAAGUAAGAUUGAGGCACCUUUACAACAAAACUAGAACUUUAUUUGUUUACACUUGAAGGGGGGGGUUAUAGCUUAGUGGUUACCUUUGAAAGGCACAGCACUUUGUUUCAAACCAACAGUCAUUACAGAAGAUUUAAGAUCUUCCUUAACUUCACACUUAAACCUGUCCUUGGAAAGUCAUAUCUCCCCCUUGAUAAUUGUUCUGGGGGAAAGGGAACACAGUGAGUCCUUGAUGUAAAUAAGCUUCCCCCUUGCAAGAAGAGCUAAUUCUUCAAAGAAGACAAAAAAACUAAUCUGGCUGGAUUCUUUUUCUUUUUCAGUGUUGUGUCUGCACCACCAACAGCAGAGUUGGAGCCCCUGAAAAAAGGAGAGGUCACUCAAUUAGAUGAGGUAAAGGACAGCAACUACAAAAAACCCUUGGAAGCCUGAUGUGUAGCUGCUUUUUGUUUGUUUGUUUGUUUGUUUGUUUGUUUAAUGUUCCUGAUUACUCUACGCUAUGUGUUGGUUUCGUGACUCAUGCAGCACAAACAAAUCAAUGCAAAUGUGCAAACAUCACAUCUUUUCCUGAAAUUAUUUCUCCAGCAAACCAAUAAGGCAUCUCAAUUAUAUUGUAUUGGACAUGAUGUCAGUGAGGGAAGCUUCUGCGCAGCCGAGAAGGCUUGGUCUGACAGCUCUGAGUUAGUUUGUGGCAGCUGUGAGAAAGGGAAAUUCCAUGGUCUGGAUCAAUAGAAAAGGAGUUGAAGAGAAAACUGCCAGCAUCACAGUGUCAUCAUGCAAAUUUACACCACAACUCCUUCAGGAAUACAAUGUACAAUUCUGGUUGCCUCACCUCAAAAAGGAUAUUGUAGGGUUGGAAAAGGUUCGGAAAAAAGCAACCAAAAUGAUCAAAUAGAUAGAGCGUCUCCCCUAUGAGGGGAAGUUGCAGAAUUGGGGAAUUUUUAGUUAGAGAAAAGGUGAGAAAGAGGUGACGUGAUAAGAAAAUUAGGCAUGCUAUGGAGAAAGUGGUUUUCUCCCUCAGAAACUCAUUGACAUCCAGUGAAGCCAAAUGUUGGCUGGAUGGGAAUAAUUCUUUCUGCUUUGCUAGUUUUUUUAAAAUUGAAAAGAGUUGCUUCUAUAUGUGAAGGAGCAUUCAAAUUACUUUUUAUUCUGCUGUGUAUAAAGAAAAGUCUCUUUUCCUAGCCUCAGAACGAUAACAGGGCUACAUGUACCAUGAGUCUGAUUCGGUUGAUGGUUGCUCCUUAGGAACUCACGGUUUUUAUCUUAAUCCAUGUGGUUUCAGGAAGACAUGGGGAUGACGUAUGCUGAACUCUCUGUAUAUGGCAAACUAAGGAAAAUAGCCAAGUCUGGACCGUACACUAUGUUUUGCAAGCUAAUCACAAUGUGGAAAGAUAUUUGCACCCCAAGAGAGGUAAUGAGAACCCUUGUCCCAUGUUGGGAGGUGAGAUUUGGGAGUUGGGAUGCUGCGGAGAUGAGUGACAUGAUAUUUUGCAGGCAGGGUGCUAAUGUUGGGCAUGGUGUUCAAAGGCUGCAGCAAUGAAAUUGUCAGCUGCAGGAAAAGCUUAAUGGCAGAAGGACUUGAGGUUGUCGUUUUCUUUUGUUUUGAGUGUAGAGGAGGAAGAGAAUUUCAUUUGGUCUGCAUUUUUAAGCAAAUGCAGGAAUUAAUUCUCACCUCCCAGACUAAUACAUUGAUUAGAAUAUAAUUAUUUUUCAGAUGUUGUAUUUCUCCAAAUUCUAUGAUACCGUUCUAAGCUCAAACAUACCACAAUGCAUUUAAAAAUGCAUAUUUUAUGAUGAAAUGUAUUUUAAAAUGUGUAUGUUGAGAUAAAAUACAUAUUUAAAGUUGCAUUUUAUUGCAUAUUUAAAUACAUUCUUUGUAAAAAAAAAAAAUUAAGUAGCAGAUUAUUAUGGAAACAGAAUAGAACUGAUUUAUAAAUAUAUAUGUGAAAUUGACACAGGCUGGAAAUGGACUGAUGUGUCCAUUCCUAUUGAGUGCUAUAUAUAUUCAGAAGAAAGGAGAUUGAUGAGUAUUUGGAGGAAGACAAUUUUAUCAAUGAAUUGGCCCAAGAUUGAUGCAAUAUGGGAAGUUGGAGACUUUCUCUUUUUCUGUGUGUGCCAGACAGAAUUUGGCCACCAUUUUGGACAGAGUCCAUUUUUUAUGCACAUGUCAUUGGCAGGUCCUUCAGCACAGAUACUGAGGCUUAAGAACUUUAUAGAUUGUUAAAAUUUGACCAAGAAUAUAUAAGGUGAAAUCAGUUUGACGCUGAGAGAUGCAGUGGCAUAAUUCAGACAUCUUGCCAAGUCAGGAUUGAGGAAGCUUGGAAUCAGUAUGUUCUGAUACAUAUUCUGAUGUGUAUUCUCAUUGUCUUGCUGAAUCUAGUAUGCUAUACUAAAAAGAUCCGUCUUUUAAGAGCCCUUUUCUCAUCUGGGAUUCUGAUUGCUGUUGUGAAGCACCUUCAGGUUGUUUUAUUCUGAAAUUUUGUGUGUUGUACACCAGGUGGCGUCCAAGGUUAAGCAUUUCUUCCAAAUGUAUUCUAUCAAUCGACACAAAAUGACAAUUCUCACCCCAUCCUACCAUGCUGCAGACUAUAGCCCUGAUGACAACCGAUUUGAUCUAAGGCCCUUUCUUUAUAACACCGCCUGGUCCUGGCAAUUCAGGUGCAUAGAUGAACAGGUAAGUGGGAGCCUGUUCUUUAUUUAAUGUCAGAGCCCAAGUGCGGGGAACAUUUGACCCUCCAGAUGUUGCUGAACUGCAACUUCCAUCGCCCCCUAGGCCUAGGCCUAGUCCAUAGCUAAGGAUAAUGGGAGUUGAAGCUCAACAACAUCUGGAGGGCAACUUUCCAUAGUUGUUGCCAUCAUGAUGAUGCAUAAUAUACUCAGUAUAUGUAUAAUGGAAGUGUGGUUAGUACAGUGGUACCUCAGGUUACAUACGCUUCAGGUUACAUACGCUUCAGGUUACAGACUCCGCUAACCCAGAAAUAGUGCUCCAGGUUAAGAACUUUGCUUCAGGAUGAGAACAGAAAUUGUGCUCUGGCGGCGCGGCAGCAGCAGGAGGCCCCAUUAGCUAAAGUGGUGCUUCAGGUUAAGAACAGUUUCAGGUUAAGAACAGACCUCCAGAAUGAAUUAAGUACUUAACCCGAGGUACCACUGUAAUGUACAUCUCCAGUAGAGAGAAAACAAUGGCCAUUACAAGGAGCUAAAAUAUUCUAUAGAAAUGGAUGUCAAAAUAUUGAAGUAGUUAAGUGUUAUGGAGACCCUUAUAAGCAAGCAGAAGUUCAUUUAAUGAACGAGCUAUUCUUUUGUGCAUCUAUAGGCACCCUUUCUCUUGAGGUUGGUCAGAAUGGCAGACGUUACCAUCAAAUUUCAUAGCCAAGCAGGGAUUGGAAUCUGGGGUUCUUGGGUCCAUGCACAAGAGUUUAGCCCAGAGGUGGAAAACCUGUGGCCCUCCAGCUCCCAUCAGCUCCAGACAGCAUGGCCAGGGAUAAAAAAAGGGGGGAUGGGAUCUGUAGUCCAGAUUCCUCACUGUUUAAGCCUACACUAGUGAUGGGAUUUGUUUAUAACCAUCUAGCUUUCAGAGCAAAGGUUGAUGUCUGUGGAUAUCAAAACUACCUCUUUAAAGGGGUCCCAAACCCAUUUCCUAACUUGCUUUUCUUUUGUGGGGACCAUUGGGUGAGGAAGCUUCUGAGCCAUUGUCCAUCCCCUCCAGUACAGGCAGAAUGGAUAGCUUUAUGUAGCCUUCAAUUUUGGGUACAUGAGUGGGGAGAAGACAUGGGUCUUGCAAAGCUUAGGCUCCCUCCUGAAUUUACCUGUAAUGAAUGUGGUGGGCAUUCAUGGCCAUGCUCCCUCUUUGCCUCUGUCUUUUGCAAUACUAUUUCUCACACCUGGAUAAAUGUGAGCUUACCCCAGCCCAAGGCCUUGAUUUAAAUAAUAAGAAGAAGAAGCAGAAGAAGCAGAAGAAGCAGAAGCAGAAGAAGCAGAAGAAGCAGAAGCAGCAGAAGCAGAAGCAGCAGCAGCAGCAGCAGCAGCAGCAGAAGAAGAAGAAGAAGAAGAAGAAGAAGAAGAAGAAGAAGAAGAAGAAGAAGAAGAAGCAGCAGCAGCAGCAGCAGCAGCAGCAGCAGCAGCAGCUUUUGUGGGGCUUGAACUGGCUUUCUUGCCCAAAGCAAGGUUCAUUAGGUUCGUAGCUGAAGUCCUGCUUUGCAGCAGCAUUCAGCCUUAUCAGUGGAGUUUUAGACCUGGAUAUGGUUCUGUUCCAAGACAAGGUACUGGAAGGUAUGGAAAAGAUCAAGCAGGCAUCAUAAUUAUGACUUGCUUGUGGUCUUCAGUCACAGCCGUAACAUUAUUUUAAUGUAUUUUCUUUUGCUGGACAGAGGAAUGUUAACACCUUCACAUUUUCCCUGCCAAAGAUUUUUACACCUUGGUUGCCUUUAAUAGUAUGUUUAUGCAUGCAAUAAAAUGCUAAUUCCCACCUCCCUGAAAUGCCAGACAUGCUGUAAUAGUAUCUGACUUCCUGGAAACGCAAGAUAAAAGAUGCCAUGUGGUCCCUGCUUCUUUUCUUUCUUUCUUUUAAGCAUUGUAUUGUUUUUCCAUCAUUUUUUCCACAACGUAGACCUGACCCAGUCUCAUUGAAGUCAAAAGGGGAAAAAAAACACCUUACUAGCUUCAGUGAGAGCUCGUUUGGAUGUUAUUGCGGGGUCAUAUUUUUAAAAUCUUUCUGUGCCUGUAAUAAUUUAUGGGCAUGAUUAAUCGGGGCUUAAGUAUCUAAUUACCCGGUAUAUUGGUGUAGUCAUUAGCCUUUGCCAGAUGCCUAGGCAAUAUUGCCAGGUCUUGCAGCCUUAUGUGGAGCUUGGACUGCGCACAAGUGUUAUGCUGGCAGCCGGAUUGCUUAACUUAAGCAAUUUGAAUUGUCAGGAAGGAUGACAUUCCUAAUAUCUCAUGUAUUCAGGAGGCUAGAAUUGUAGGGUAGGAAGGGAUCCCAAGGGUCAUCUAGUCUGGCCCCCUGCAAUGCAAAAAUCUCAGCUAAAGCAUCUAUGACAGAACACCAGAAUGAUUUGUGUUGCCCAGGAUCCCUCUUCCCAUUCCCUGCCCCACUCACUCACUCACUCACUCAGCUAGUUUCUGGGGCUGAAGCUAAAGCCACAUUCCAUGUGUUUGCGGACCCCUGCAACUCUUGGUAUUUCCCUUUUCACUCCCGGCUACUUCCCUGCCAGUGUCCCUUUGAAGGCCACAACUGGCACAGAGUUGAACUGUUUGUGUGAGUGAGGUGCACAUUUUCACACCAAACCAUUUCUAGGCCUCUCUUGUGGUCCUUGGGAUGCCGUAGAAGGACUGCUGUGCUCUCUUCCCAUCAGAGCCAUGGAGGGACUUUAAGGGAUGUAACUCUGCUGGGCAGGAGAGAGGGAGACACCCUGGUACAGCAAUUUCAAUUGCAGCUGCUCAGAUCCUGAAUGCUAGUCUAUUUCCUACCACUAGUGUACGAGUACCAGUUAUGUGUUGCCACUACAGCCCUAUGAAAUGUUGAAAGGAAGUACCCAUUUAGUGUGGAAACUGGCUCAUUGGGAACAUGCUCAUCAUGACGAGGGGGCAUGUAUAGUGACCAUUAUGGGAGUUGGAGAGGAGAAAGAUGUUUAGUAGUAGUAAUAAUAAUAAUAAUAAUAAUAAUAAUAAUAAUAAUAAUAAUUUAUACCCCGCCCACCUGGCUGCUUUCCCCCAGCUGCUCUGGGCAGCUCCCAACAGAAUAUUAAAAACACCAUAAAAUAUCAAACAUUAAAAACUUCCCUAAACAGGGUUGCCUUCAGAUGUCUUUUAAAAGUAAGAUUGCCUCGACAUCUGCUGGGAGGGCGUUCCACAGGUUGGGUGCCACUACCAAGAAGGCCUUCUUCCUGGUUCCCUGUAACCUCACUUCUUGCAGGGAGGCAACCACCAGAAGGCCCUUGGAGAUAGACCUCAGUGUCUGGGCUGAACGAUGGGUGUGGAGAUGCUCCUUCAGGUAUACAGGGCCAAGGCCGUUUAGGGCUUUAAAGGUCAGCACCAAUACUUUGAACUGUGCUCAGAAACAUACUGGGAGCCAAUGUAGGUCUUUCAGGAACAGUGUUAUAUGGCUUUUUAGUGUCCCUUGGUGAGAACAGACAGGGCAGAGCUUGUGCGAUAUGAGUUAAGCUAUUUUCACGCAAGAGGAAUUGCCACAGCCUGCUAUGGCAAACAACCUGGGGUGCUUGCUUGCCUUCUCUACCAGUAGUUCUGCUCACAAGGAAGCACCCCAGUCUGCCAUUUGGAACAGCAUAUUGGGUCCAUUGACUCACAAAAUCAUUUCUGUGCUUCUCAAUUUGUUUCCCUGCUGCUUGGAAUACUGGUUGUGAUAUUUUACCCACAAGCAAAUCUGUUUGUUGGGAGAUAUUCCAGCUUCCCUGCUUUAAACUGAAGGUUGAGAUAUGUUUGUCUUCCAAGCAAAGUGUGUUAGGUGACAAGCUUUCAGGAGACACUGUAGAGAAGUCAUGGGCUGGAAGGGCUAAGAACCCCACCUGCUGAUUCUGUUCCACUUUUUCUUGGAAGAAAAGGCCACAAGGGUUGGGGAGCUGAUGCAGUUAUUUGUGCAUAACGUAUAAUUCAGCUCUUAAUUGGAGUUUUGUCCUGCCUGGAUCUUGAUGAAAGGUUAAAUGGUUGCUUGAACUUCUGAUUUACAGGUUUCAAAAGUAGAAUCCAAGGAAGUGAACUCCAAGCUUGAAGAAGUGGCUUGAUUCCUCUCACUCUUGUUGAUAUCUUGAAGAUCAGAAGUUCUGCAGGUUCCCUGAAUUAUUUUCAUCAUUAUUUUUGAUUAUGUUACUGAUUUAUGUUACUGUAAUAUCAACAGUAGUAAACAAUUCAAACUGAACACAUAAAGUAUGAUUAUGAUUAUAAAAUUGUUCCAAUUACACAGUUUAGUAUGUUUUCUUGGUUUCUGAUUGUCUCUUUAUUAAGGACAUUUUAGUCCUUGUUUUGAAUCAUCCCUCUCCACAGUUUGACAUGAGACAGUCUCAGCUGUUUUUUUAAAUCAAUAGCUUUUUUUUUUUUUAGAAAAAUCAACAAUCACGAAUAAUAAAUUAAACUAAAUGUUUAAACAGAAAAGAAGAAAAAGCACUGACGCAGAAUAAAAUUGCAGAAUUGAAUUGAAUCAGUCUAUUUUCUAAGAAAUUGCUCUUGCUGUCAUGAACCUGUGAGAUUAUAGAAGCGCCAAGUUUACGAAUUCUAAAGUUGGUCAGACUCUUCACUAUAAUCAGUAACAUGUGCAGAAUUAAGACCAACAAAGUAAUAAUUCAGUUGCACUUUUUGUAUACAUUAAAGAUUUAAGAUGGAUCAGCAACAUCUUGGAUGACUGUUCCAAAACUUUGGUUACUUACGGGUCAUAUAAUAUGAUUUGGCCAUUUAAGUUGCCUGGAUUUAUUGCAGUGUUCUGGCUGGGGUGGCAACUUUUAGAACACGAGUAGUAGCUGUGUCUGAGGUUUUGGAUGAAACAAAAAAUGUUCAAUACUUGGAAACCAUUGGAAUAUAUGGAAAUAAUUAAUAUGACCAACACCAGUCAUAGCAACUCAAUCUUUAGUUUGGGAAAAUAUUUGCUCCUCUAAUGAACAGUCUGCAUAUGAUUUUUCUCUUUUAACUUGUUGAACUGAAAUCAUAAAAUUUUACAGUCACUGGCACAUGUGGACGUGAAAAAUGAUUUUUUUUUUCAUUUUACUGUGCAAUAAAUUCACAUUUUAAUG